Molecule: messenger RNA, 1230 nt
Organism: Cyprinus carpio (common carp)
Lineage: Eukaryota; Metazoa; Chordata; Actinopteri; Cypriniformes; Cyprinidae
Exons: 3
Coding region: 289-1230 (313 amino acids)
Source: RefSeq, a predicted model, not a curated record
CAUGAUACCUCGUGCGAUUGGCCUACAGCGCCAUCUUUAGAAGCACAUAUGCUGCUGACGGGGUCGGUUGUGCUUUCUCUCACUCUUCGAAUGAGAGCGCUGCUUUCUCCAUGCUGUACGGGCAGACUGAAGGGGAGAGAGGUGUAUCCCAAAAAAGUUUAAUUGUGCUCUGUGUGUUUCUGCAGACCUGCUUUUUGUAGAAUAAAACAUCCUGAGACCUCUUCCAGCCGCAUUGUCUUCAUUGAGGACAACAAAACACAACCAGAGUAAAACUGUUACACGUGCGGAAUGUGGAUUUCUGCGAAAGAUUCACACGGUCUCUGCAUCUCCUGCUUGGUUGCUAAACAUGCUCAGCCAGCGUUGUCCAACCCCGAGGGCUGUCCCCACUGCGCGAAGUUCUUGGUCAAAACCCGAGAGCGAAGGCUUCGCAUUGCAGUAGCUGGGAAGUCGGACCCAUGCCUCUCUGCUCAAACCAGAGAGGAACUGAUGGAUUGUCCACAGGCCUCCAGCUCCUGGGGUGAGAUGAUGGAGAAGGUGUCGACCGUCCUUCCCCCGCUGUUUGAAGAUCUGUUAGCAGGAGCGGAAGAUGAUGACGACGAUGAAGAUGCUAUUCUUCCCCCGAUGCAGUCGCGUCCGCCGAGUGCACAGGAUGAGAGCUCACCCUCCCCUGUGCAGACGGAUACAGAUCUUCCCGAGGUCUGUCGCAGGGCCGCGGCUAGACUGUCGAUCGACUGGCCAUCCCAACCAGCAGAUAAAGGAGCUGAAAGAGACUUGUAUGACGGAAAGAGACUUACGUCACUUCUCCCUCCAGCGAGGCAGUUUAUUCCAGCCGUCCCGGCUUGCGUGAUUGAAAUGAAGAGGUUUUGGGAUAAGCCUUUUUCCCACCGAGUACCUGUUAAGGGCUUCUCGAGGCUAGAUGUCCAGGGAAUGGAGGAUUUGGGGAUGGCAGAUCCUCCCCCUGUAGAAUCAUCUGUGGCGAAUCAUUUAAAUCCAAGCCGCAGGGCAGCGCUCUCCUCAACCGGGGCCUCGUUACCAGGGAAAACAGAGCGCUUUGCCACCUCCGUUUUUCAAAAGAUUUAUAAAUCUUCUGCAAUGGCCGUACCUGCUUUGCACGCGACGUCUCUACUUACAGCCUAUCAAGCGGAGUUAUUAGAGGAGAUGGGGCAUCAGCUGGACUCCGGUUCUCCCACCCAGCGCUCUGGGAGGAGAUAUGUGUCAUUGCAGAUUUAA